This is a messenger RNA of Diprion similis, 2726 nucleotides long. RefSeq names its product bromodomain-containing protein 7 (gene Brd7-9). The record is from RefSeq and is a predicted model, not a curated record. NCBI's taxonomy places the organism in Eukaryota, Metazoa, Arthropoda, Insecta, Hymenoptera, Diprionidae. Gene Ontology annotation, biological process: regulation of transcription by RNA polymerase II. The coding region runs from base 174 to 2621 and encodes 815 amino acids. Gene Ontology annotation, cellular component: nucleus. The transcript is spliced from 3 exons.
GACGUCACUAACGUCACGCAAUGGCCGUCGACCAAGCGUGAGCUGAGACUUCGAGUGUGUAGUAGUGCUGCAAGGCUAUCGUGGUGAUUGCGCGAGGGAUUGUCCAUCGCGGAAAAGUUUUCUUCGCAAGCUGUUUGAAAAAAUUCGUCAAGCUGUGGACCCAGCCGCAAACGAUGGGCUCGAAAAAGCACAAAAAACACAAACGGGAGCGACUCGAAGAGGGGCAUUACUCGACCCCAGACAGACCUCCGGCCUUGAAGCUGAUAUUGAAGGUCGGCGGGAGCAGUGGGACUCCUGAACAUGGGGCAGAUUCGCCUCAUCACUCGUCGAUACUUCAGCAGCACUAUCAGCAGCAGCUUGGCAUUAAUUAUUCCGUGACCCAGGGUGAAUCUGAGUACGAUCGUUACAUGGGUCACAAAAAGUUGAAGAAGAAAAAAAAGAAGAAGGAUAAACGGCACAAGCAUCAUCAUAAGGAGAAAAAAAGACGGAGGGAAGAAUCCAGCCAGGAGUCUGUCGGAGAAGACAGUCUCAUGGAACCACCUAAAAAAAUAUCUGCCAUUAUGCCUCAAAAUCAACAGCUUAUGCCCCCGAGGCCACCCGAGAUGGAAAACAGAGUAGGCAUAAUGGCCUCGAGCUCGCUUUCUCCUCAUCGUGAACCCAGAACCUGUGUCCUAAGGAAAAUAGCUGAAAGAACUCCGCUUCAGAGGCUACUAGAACACCUGCUUCGGUCGAUGGAGAAACGAGAUCCUCAGCAGUUCUUUGCUUGGCCGGUGACGGAUAAUAUUGCGCCUGGAUAUUCUCAGAUAAUAACAAAUCCAAUGGACUUCAGCACAAUAAAGCAGAAGAUUGACGACGGGAAUUAUCAGAAUUUGAAUGAAUUUAUUAACGAUUUCAAACUGAUGUGCAGUAAUGCUACUACUUAUAAUCACCAGGACACAAUUUACUACAAGGCAGCCAAGAAGCUUCUUCACGUCGGCCUCAAAAUGGUUACUCCUGAGAAGCUCCGGCAGCUGAGAUCCGUUCUUACCUACAUGCCAGAUAUUACUAAGGAAGAACUUGGGUUCGAGCUAGGCGUAGAGGAUCCCAAUAAUCCUGAUGUCAUGGUAACAGAGGAGCAGAUUGAGAAGGAGAGGGAGCAGGAGGAGAGAAACGAAGAGGCGGAAGAACUGAGGAAAGAGAAUCAACGGAAGUUGCGGUUGGCAAAUUUGGGUAGGUAUGAAGCAAUCCCAGACGACUUGACACCCGAUGAGAUCCUUAAACAGGCGCAAAGUGCAGCUAAACAUGCCGCUGAAAAACUUAGUUUUAAACGUGUCAACUCUAAGAUGGGCUUUCUACGCCAGAAGAAGGAUGGAACUACAAGCUUGCAGAUCUUGGUCCCUGGGGACGGUGUUAUACCCGGUACCAACCAGAGGCCCGUUUCCUUAGGACAAUUAAUUGGAAAAUUGAGCCAUGGAACUGGCUCGCUGGCCGGUUUCAGAGAAGAUAGACGCAAUAUGUCAAAGCCAGCAAAACCGCUCUACUACGGGGCCUUUGGCUCCUACGCUCCCAGUUAUGACUCGACGUUUGCCAAUCUUACCAAGGAGGAGACAGAUUUGGUGUUUCAGACGUAUGGAGAUGAAACUGCAGUUCAGUACGCAGAGUCAAUUUUGGAUUUUGCCAAGGACUGUGACUAUACAUUGACCAUGGUCGACAAUUUGCUCGACUUGUUGACUAAUGGGGAUCACAAGAAAACUAAGAAAUUUUUGGAGGAAAAACGCAGGCUUCGAGAAGAGGAAGAAAAAAUAAAACACCUCCUCGAAAAGCCGGCACAGGAUGGAAAAGGAGCAGAAUUUUCAGCAGAUAAAGUCAAAGUUGAUCUUGAUCAACUAAAGAGUCUGGCUGACCUUGGCAUUGAUAUAGAUUUCUUAAAUAAUAUAGAAGAAGAAUCUAAAACGAGCGCAGAACAAGCGGCGCUCCAAAGUGAAUUGGACGAUACAACACAGCUCUUGGGUCGUCUGCGCCAAGUGCAGCAUGACCGAUUGUCUGCGCAGCCACCAGCGCACUUGUCAAAUGUCCCAAAGGCGCAAGAAACGGAGACAAGUCUGGCGGAAAAGAUUACAGAGAAUCUGACUGAGAUUGCCAAGAAACUUCCACCCUCUGCUAUUGCUCCAGUAGACGGUCUUCGGCGUGCGAUGGGAAUUACUCCGAUCUCACGGCCGACUUCUGCUCCUGGAGUCGUUCCUGGAGCUGUCACUAUCCCCCGGCCAAUCCCAGGAGUAGUUUCCAGCGGUGGUAAUGUCCCUCAACCGGAGACGAUGGAAGUCGUUGAUAGUAUUGUUCCUUCGUCGCCAUUACCACUGGGAAAUCAGAGUCUCAGUCAAUCUCUGAAUAUAACGAGCUCAGGACAGACAUCUUCCAUACAAGUUCAAAUUGGAGGAAUCCCUCAGCAGGAUCAGACUCAGCCUCAAGUGAGUGGAACUGGCAGUGGGGCGAACGGAGGACUUCUUGCUACGCAGGAAAAUUCAUCCGGAGUUCCUGACCUGGAGUCGGAGCUUAGAGAAUUUCUCGAAAGCGAUCCUACUCUGGUACACUCACCACUCCACGACGACAAGACUCUUGAGGAUAUUCUGUCAGAGUCGUAGCGAUAGUGCAACCUGUUGCAUGGCUAACUAUGGUUUCUCGAACUCAAUGCAAAACGUUGUAACGUACAAUGUUGAAAAUACUUAAUAAAUAGUUUAUAUCUAACU